AUGCCACCUAGUAACACCAGACCCGACCAACCUCUCAGCCCCAGACGUGAUGAUGGCUGUCAAGGAAAUGGGCGCCGGAGGCUGGAAGAGGACAUCGUCUCCAUGGCAGACUCCACCAUCACCAUAGAUGACAUCGAGGGAGAGCUUUUCAAGAUUGACAGGAUUCGAGAUGUGCUGGUCAGAAGAGAGUCAGAACUCAGAUACAUGAUGGAUGACAUUCAGCUGUGUAAGGAAAUCACUCGCCUCAAGAAGGAGCUCCAGAAACUGGUGUCCGUACCAGACAAUGACAAGUCCAACGAGGACAGACAGAAAGAGGAGGAUCUUCUCCAGCAGAUUCACAAGCUGGUGGAGACCAGAGAUUUCCUUGUUGACGAUGUGGAGUUUGAGAGGCUAAGGGAAAGGGAGGAGGACAAAGAAAUGGCGGAUUUCCUCCAGUCCAAGUUCCCCAGAAACUCCAAGAAGAAAGGUCAGAUUCCAGCCAGACGGCUAACGUCCAGGGCCCAGCAGACCUCGUCCCCCUUCACCAAGACAGGCCUGUCCUUGCUGAAGGAGUGCUGUGGCUUCACCUGCUCCAUCAUGUAGGCCGGGCCCUCAGGGGCUCUAACAUGGAGCCAAAAUAGAGCCCUGUUACAUCACAGUUUCAGCUUUCCAACCCUUGAAGUACGGACAGACAACGAGCUAGUGUAGAAUUUUCAAGGAUAUUUUGGGGAUGUCGCCAGGAUGAGAUUGAUAGUGUUUUAUCUCCCAAUCUAUGCUACAUCCCAUCUGGGCUGUGUUUCUCUCUCUAUCUCUCUCUGUCUCUCUCUCUGUCUCUCUCUGUCUCUCUCUGUGUCUCUCUCUCCCACCUUUCCUCUCCCCCUUCCCCCUCCCUCUAUCUCUCUCUGUCUUCUCUCCAUCAUUAGGGCUCCAGUCCUAUCUGCACUUCUAGUUGGGUUCUAUACCCAGUGUCCCCUCUCCGCAUCAGGCUCAUCCCCCAUGAGGCUGUGCAAUGAUCUUCCAUCGUCUGUAUCAGACUAUUCUCAUUCAUCAUUGUCAGAGUCCCUCCCACUGCCUCUCCCUGCCUCUCAAUGGUGUCACCAAUGCUCUCAGAGCAGUUCAUCCUGGUCAAUCUCACUGGCUUUGGUACCUCUGUACCUAGAACCUGUCCCUUCACAAAGAUUGGAUGUAAACGUAAUUUGCAUAAGUCAGAUAUUGCUAUCAAAUAAUGUACAAAGCGCUACUUGUCUACCAGUUACAGAUGUUAAAUAUUGCUACCCCGGUGAAGAUUAUUAUGUAUGAUGCAUGAGACAAAACCCAACAGUGAAGAUGUACUGUACAGUAUUUUCUAAUUGGAACAUCACACAUACAUCUCUUUAAGUCCUGUUUAGCCUCCUUAACUCUUUUACCUUUCAAAUGACUGUAGUUGCCUUUGAACAGACUUCCCACUGGUUCACUAAUUCAUAGUCAGCGUUAAUUGACGGCAGCCUAAUCAUGCUGCCAGGUCAACGUUAGCCAGACAUGCAACCGAUGGGCUAAUUGAUGUUUUGUGAUAAGAUUAUGGUUUCAUGAUAACAUGACACUAACGUCAGAAUUUAAGCAACUCACUAA
Messenger RNA from Oncorhynchus gorbuscha (pink salmon), 1587 nucleotides. RefSeq names its product bMERB domain-containing protein 1-like. The transcript is spliced from 6 exons. The record is from RefSeq and is a predicted model, not a curated record. The coding region runs from base 1 to 582 and encodes 193 amino acids. NCBI's taxonomy places the organism in Eukaryota, Metazoa, Chordata, Actinopteri, Salmoniformes, Salmonidae.